Molecule: messenger RNA, 1834 nt
Organism: Syzygium oleosum
Lineage: Eukaryota; Viridiplantae; Streptophyta; Magnoliopsida; Myrtales; Myrtaceae
Exons: 1
Coding region: 313-1776 (487 amino acids)
Biological process (GO): chlorophyll biosynthetic process; photosynthesis
Cellular component (GO): chloroplast thylakoid membrane
Molecular function (GO): FAD binding; oxidoreductase activity, acting on the CH-CH group of donors, NAD or NADP as acceptor
Source: RefSeq, a predicted model, not a curated record
ACGGAUAAAUUGUAUCUGCAAGUGAAAAUAUUUUCUUUCGACUAAUUUUUUUUAUGAAGAUACGAAUAAAAAAAGUUUCUAAAAAUAUUUUUUCCUGUGGAGAUAUGAACGUCGGAUCUUUUCAAGCACUCAAAGAUUAGUUUCGUGUUCUCUCUGCGAAUCGCAAUCAGAAAGGGAAGUCCGACAAGGACAACGUUGCGAAGACCGCCUCGCUCAGACAGAAAACAUAAACAAAACCAGCAACCAAAACCGCAACGCAGCGUUAACUUGUCUUUUACUCUUUAAACUAAUCAAAAUCGUUACCUAACCCCCAUGUCCAUUUGCAAUUUUGCCCUCGCCCAUCUUCCCUUAAUCAGUCCUUACUCACUCCCUAAUCUAAACCCUAGAGAAAACCCAACCACCCCAUCAAUGGCUUCCCAAUCUCUCCACCACCACCCCCACUUCACCUCCCUCCGCCUCCGACAGCCGCGCAAAGCCCCGGCGAGCCCUUCCCCGCGCGCCCUCGCCGUCGCCGCCGCCUCCAGAAACCCGCCCCUCCCCGGCCGCAAGCUCCGGGCCGCCGUCAUCGGCGGCGGGCCCGGCGGGUCCUCCGCCGCCGAGUCCCUCGCCUCCGGCGGCGUCGAGACCUUCCUCUUCGAGCGCAGCCCCUCCGGCGCCAAGCCCUGCGGCGGCGCCAUCCCGCUCUGCAUGCUCGACGAGUUCGACCUCCCGUCCAGCCUCGUGGACCGCCGCGUGACCGAGAUGAGGAUUAUCUCGCCGUCGAAUCUCACCGUCGACUUCGGCAAGACCCUGAGGCCGCACGAGUACAUCGCCAUGCUCCGCCGCGAGGUCCUCGACUCCUUCCUCCGCUCGCGCGCGGAGUCCCGCGGCGCGGAGCUCAUCACCGGCCUGGUGACGGAUCUGGAGCUGCCGUGCUCCUCCGCCUCGCCGUACGUCGUCCACUACACGAGCGGCGGCUCGAAGCGGAGCCUGGCCGUCGACGUCGUGGUCGGGGCCGACGGCGCCAACAGCCGCGUCGCGAAGUGCAUCGGCGCCGGAGACUACUCGUACGCCAUCGCGUUCCAGGAGAGGAUCAGGCUCCCGGACGAGAAAAUGAAGUACUACGAGAACCUGGCCGAGAUGUACUUUGGAGACGACGUGUCGCCGGACUUCUACGCGUGGGUCUUCCCGAAGUGCGACCACGUGGCGGUCGGGACCGGCACGGUCCGGUCCAAGCGCGAGAUCAAGGCCUACCAGAGGGGGAUCAGGGAGCGAGUGAGGCCGAAGAUCGAGGGCGGGGAGGUCAUCAAGGUGGAGGCCCACCCCAUCCCGGAGCACCCGCGGCCGGUCCGGGUCAGGGGACGGGUGGCCCUCGUCGGCGACGCGGCGGGCUACGUGACGAAGUGCUCCGGCGAGGGGAUCUACUUCGCGGCGAAGUCGGGGAGGAUGUGUGGGGAAGGCAUCGUGAGGGCAUCGGAAGGAGGGGAGAAGAUGGUGGACGAGGAGGACCUGAGGAGAGAGUACCUGAGGGAGUGGGACGACAGGUACGUGACGACGUAUCGGGUGCUGGAUCUGCUGGAGAAGGUGUUCUACGGGAGCAACUGGGGGAGGGAGGCGAUGGUGGAGCUGUGCGGCGGCGAGUACGUGCAGAGGGUGUCGCUGGAGAGCUACAUGUACAAGAGGCUGGUGGAGGGCGACCGGUGGGAGGAGGUGAAGAUGGCGGCGAACACGGUGGCGACCUUGGUCAGGUGCAAGAUCAUGGGCCGCGAAGCGGGGCGUCUGAAGGCGAUCGCGUAGUUGGAUUCGCAUCCACCAAUUUGAUUGUCAAGGUCAUAGCUUGGAAGAAGAAGAAGAA